Punica granatum (pomegranate) is the source of this 819-nucleotide messenger RNA. The record is from RefSeq and is a predicted model, not a curated record. NCBI's taxonomy places the organism in Eukaryota, Viridiplantae, Streptophyta, Magnoliopsida, Myrtales, Lythraceae.
UUCCUGUGCCCGCUCGUCUCCGUCUCCGACGCUGAAUAUGGACAGGACGCUCGUUGCCUUGGCGAGAAAAGCUUCAGCUCGGAGACCGGCCACCUUUGACUGGUGGCGGGGCUUCUGCACUCCGUCGUCGCCUUCCCUGAACUCCAAACUCUUCGUCGGCGGGCUAUCCUGGUCGGUUGAUGAGAAGUCGUUGCUCGACGCUUUUUCUUCUUUCGGGGAGGUCUCUGAAGUGAAGAUCCUGUAUGAUAAAGACAGUGGCAGGACGAGAGGCUUUGGAUUCGUUAGUUUUGCUAAAGAAGAUGAUGCUAUAAGUGCAAAAGAUGCUAUGGACGGAAAGGCGCUGUUAGGUCGACCGUUGAGAAUAAGCUAUGCCCUUGAAAAGGUUCGCGGUGCGCCGGUCGUAGUCUCUCGCCUUCCAGGCACUGGCAGUGUCACGAGCCUGAAAGAUUAAGCCGCCAUUCUUUUGCCAUGUCUUCAGCUGUAUUUACCGAAGAAAUGGAAUUGGCUUCAACUUUCAUUGUCAGGAGACUGGUGAAGAAGGAUAUGCAGUUUCAGUUCAAUCUGAGCUGCUUCUGAAGCAUCUUCUUGAAAUCACAAUAUAAAUUUUAGCUGAACUUCGAGAUUCUGUUCUGCUACUCCUCUUACCUCUACCGUGCGCUCAUGUUUCAAAGGUAUCACUUUGUGCUCCGAGCCGAUGGAAUAGCUUAUAAAGCUCAUGUAUUUCUUAUGGUUCUAGGGCAUCUCUUGUUCGUAUUACAGAAUUGGGAUCACAUCUUAUAAUAUGACUACUGUGGCAAUUACAGGGCCCUUUUCUUCGAA